AGACUGUGUUGGCGGCGGACAAUUCUCGUAGACAAAACAUCAUCGAGCCUCGGGGUCCAGACCAUCUUCCGAGGUUUGUCCUCUCCGCAAAACGACAAAUUGACCUGAACCCAUCGCUUUCUGGGCCAUACUUUGCAGGCACCGGGUGCAGAGUGACCAAUUUAUUUCCGCUCGUUCAUGCCCACUCUUGUGUUUUAAUCGUCAUGAAGGCUUGUUGCGCAAGAUACGCGGCCGCUCUUGUCGCUCCAAACACUGCUGCCCGCACUGCAAGUCUUGCGUCUAGGUCAAGAGCUCAGUUUCUUUCUUACAAUCUUGGCCGAAGAACGAUGUCUUCGACACCGGCAAGAUACGGGGACCUCCCCAAAGAACUCCCCGGCGAUGAUCCAGACGAUGUCUUGUUCAACUCCCUGUACGGUGUGCGAACCAUUGAACUCAACCGACCGAAAAAGCUCAAUUCUCUGAAUGGGUCAAUGGCGAGGAAGAUUCUCCCCCGGCUGCGAGAAUGGGAGAAGUCGCAGAUCGCAAAUAUUGUCAUGAUCAGUGGAGCAGGUCCGAAGGCAUUUUGUGCUGGUGGUGAUGUCGCGGAACUUGCAAACCAAAAUAGGCAGGGACCAGAAGGGCAGAAGAAAUCGUCAGACUACUUCGCACUCGAAUACAAACUGGACCACUUGAUCGCAACCUACAGCAAGCCGUAUAUCGCAGUUAUGGACGGCAUCACCAUGGGCGGAGGUGUUGGUCUGUCGGUCCACGCCCCUUUCCGGAUCGCGACCGAGAAGACUGUCUUUGCUAUGCCUGAAACCACCAUUGGAUUCUUCCCCGACGUGGGUGGAAGUUUCUUCCUCCCCCGUUUGGAUGGUGAGAUUGGUACAUACUUGGCGUUGACCUCUGAGCGGCUUCAUGGUGUGCAAGCAUUUUAUGCCGGAAUUGCUACGCAUUACCUGGACAGCUCUGUCCUCGCGCAGUUGACCACUCGAUUGUCCGAGUUGGUCUUCCCUGACACGGCAAGCUUGAUGGAUCGACUUCAGCUCAUCAACUCUACCAUUUCCGAGUUUGUAAGCACCCUACCGUCGCCACACUCGUACGAGGCUGCAAAAUACGGCGAUCUUACUGGCUCACUGCGGGAGGCAAUCGACCGGACCUUCAAGUACGAUACGGUCGAGGAAAUCCUUAGCGCCCUCCGCAGAGAGUCCGAAUCAUCGGACCAGAAGAUUGCCGACUGGGCACAAGCGACUCAGAAGACGAUUUCUUUGAGAUCGCCUACCAGCUUGCGUGUGACAUUGCGACAGCUACGCGAAGGGAGACACUGGAACAUUACUGAGACUUUCAUUCGGGAACACAAAAUUGCAACCAAAUUCAUGGCCCACCCGGACUUUGUGGAGGGCGUCACAGCCCGUCUGAUCAACAAGCCCCCAACCAAGCCACAGUGGAAGCCCGCAACCCUGGAAGAAGUGUCCAAGGAAGCGGUGGAUGAAUUCUUUGCCGACUCUAGCGAGGAGGAGGCGUUGACCUUGGUGGAUCCGUAUCCGGGGGCACUUGACCAGCACUACACUGAAUAUCCUCAUGCCGUCUUCUCCCUGCCACGGGAGAUUGAUAUUCAAGGAGUGGUGCGAAGCUACGGCCGACAAGGGUCGAAGAGAGUGAUUGAGGAGGUGCUCAAGAAGUGGAAUCACAAAGCCGGCGUGAGAGAGAAGGUCGAGGAAGUCCUUGCACGCAAGACCAUAUCGGCAGAUGGCAAGGCGAUAUCCUGGAAGAGCAAGGAUGCCAACUUGUAGAAUAGGAUGUAGCGCCCUGUAUAUGUUGGCCAUCAUAAUAGAACAUAACUCGCUGUACAGA
Exophiala dermatitidis NIH/UT8656 is the source of this 1833-nucleotide messenger RNA. Its product is annotated as mitochondrial 3-hydroxyisobutyryl-CoA hydrolase. The record is from RefSeq and is a predicted model, not a curated record. The transcript is spliced from 2 exons. Gene Ontology annotation, molecular function: 3-hydroxyisobutyryl-CoA hydrolase activity. NCBI's taxonomy places the organism in Eukaryota, Fungi, Ascomycota, Eurotiomycetes, Chaetothyriales, Herpotrichiellaceae. The coding region runs from base 204 to 1772 and encodes 522 amino acids. Gene Ontology annotation, biological process: L-valine catabolic process. Gene Ontology annotation, cellular component: mitochondrion.